Messenger RNA from Leucoraja erinaceus (little skate), 823 nucleotides. It is a transcript of the gene pmf1, whose product is annotated as polyamine-modulated factor 1. The record is from RefSeq and is a predicted model, not a curated record. Gene Ontology annotation, cellular component: MIS12/MIND type complex. Lineage: Eukaryota; Metazoa; Chordata; Chondrichthyes; Rajiformes; Rajidae. The transcript is spliced from 4 exons. Gene Ontology annotation, biological process: chromosome segregation. The coding region runs from base 1 to 528 and encodes 175 amino acids.
AUGAACUCUCCACCACACUCACUCCCCUGCAUCGAGGGCUUUAAUAACCACCCCUCUCUCUCUCUCACCCUCUCCUACAGCUUUGAGAGGUUUGCUCACUGCUACGAGCCCGUACACAAACUGCAGCCUCAGUUUACACUGGGAGUCCACAAACAACUAGUCGCCCAGCUACAAACCUCCAUCACGGAAGAAAUUAAACAGAUCUCUGAAGACGGACUUUUUGAGCGAGCACUUCCUAAACUCGACCAGUUGGAGAGAGAGUCAGCCAACAGGACGACACAGGCUUGGCGCCCCACGGGCUCCCCGGGCCGGGACCUACAGGCCCACCUGGUGCGCUGCAGCCUGCGUCAGCGGGAGUACCUGCGGCUGAAGCUGCGCCGGGCCAAGGAGGAGAAUGCGGCGCUGGCCGGCGACGUGCUGCACGGGAGGCAGCGCGUGUGCGCCCAGCAGAAACUCAUCCAGGAGCGCAGCGACGCAUGGCAGGAAUGUGAUCGAAUCUGCCAGAAGUACAAGCUGAGCUUGCAGUGAAUGGCCGGGGGGGGGGGUGUCUGGACCUGAUUCACCGCCCGCUCUCCUCUCUACAGCACCCCAGAGAGGGGGAGAGGCGAAGAGAGAGAGGGGGGUACUGGCAUUCACGGCUCCCAACAUUGGUGGAAACUGGCAAUGGCGAAGUUUUCACAUACAAGGAAUUUGCCUCGACGCUCCGCCCGCAAGUGACAACAUGACAUACAGCGACUGUUAGGGAUGACACAUAAAACCGCACGCAUUAAUAAUAAAACAUUGAUUAAACAUCUGAAUGAAAUAAAAUACCAGAGCAAAAGGA